Molecule: messenger RNA, 474 nt
Organism: Funneliformis geosporum
Lineage: Eukaryota; Fungi; Glomeromycota; Glomeromycetes; Glomerales; Glomeraceae
Source: the annotation of a GenBank genome assembly
AUGGAUCAAGAUGAAAAGAAAACUAAGAAUCAAGAACAAGCGUUAGCUAAUCAAGGCAAAGUUAUCGAAGAACUUAGUCAAACUAAUAAAAAACUUCAAGCCGAAGAAACUAAGCAAAACAAAAAUUUAGAAAAGUUGGACGACAAAAUUGAACAUCGAGAAAAAGAAAUAGAAGAAGCUACGAAAAAAGAUGGCGUUGUCGAUGCUAUCAAAAAAAUUAAAGAACAAAUCGCUAACAACAACAAAAAUAUUUCUUCCAUUGGCUCAGGCUCUUCGAACAAAGACAAACAUCCAAUCAUGGAAUUUCUUACUUUGGAAAAUAUUCUCAUAGGCUUUGCUAUUUAUGCUUUAUGGCAGAUAGUUAAGGAUAAUAAAAGGGAUGAUGGAUGUAUCAAGCAAAUUAAAGAAGACUUGGAGAAAAUUAGAAAAAUAACUGAUUUGGAAGAAAAAUACCGAAAAGCACAUUUAGCCUGA